GACGGGUGCAAGGGUGAACAUGCUCCGUCGGCUGUACUCCACAGCGGUGGCGCAGGUGUUUGUCCAUCCGAGCGCGAAAGUAGAUGCGUCGGCGACGCUGUCGCCGUUUGCAGUCGUAGAAGCGAACGCCAUUGUCCAUGCGAACUGCAAAGUUGGGUGUGGCACAGUCGUCGGCGAAGGGGUAGUCGUUGGUCCAGACAGCCACAUUGGCAGCCAUGUCACGCUUGCGAAUUGCACCGUGGGGAAGCGUACGGUCAUCCAUACAGGGACCCGCAUCGGCCAGGACGGGUUUGGCUUCAUGUUGAACGACACUGGCGACCACGGAAAGAAGCCACAGGAGCUGGCCGUUGAAAUCCACGACGACGUUGAAAUUGGGGCGAACUGCACCAUCGAUCGCGGCAGUUGGCGCAACACUGUCGUUGGCUCAGGCACCAAGAUGGACAAUCUGAUCCAAAUCGGCCACAACGUACAGAUUGGCCAAGGGUGUGUGCUCGCAGCCCAAACUGGAAUAGGAGGUGCCUCUCGCGAGCUCAAGGCAUUGCUUGAUACUGGCUGGGGAUUGGGACGUAGGCAGCACAACCUUGGGCAACCGGGUGUACGUUGGCGGUCAAGUAGGCAUCACGCAGCAUUUAAAGAUUGGCGACAACGUCCGAAUUGCAGCCAGGAGCGGCGUCAUGCAUGAUUUGCCCUCCAACGCCACGUAUGGCGGCGUCCCAGCAAUGCCAAUCAUGCAAUACCGCCGCCUUAUGGCCGUUCAUCGCGACGCGUCGUUGAAAAAGCCGCCCACUUAACCUGUCAAGUUUACAUUUCAGAUCCGUGCGAGCUUCAUUUAAAAUGGUUGGCAUGCAACGUUGUUUGCCUCCUCCGCCGCACGACAUUCGUGUCAUUGCUUGACGAAUCCGUGGACGACCUCGCCGUCGUCGCCUAUUCUCGGAUGGAUCAUAAAGUGUGUUAAUGUCGGCAAGACCCGCCUCCAGCAUAUCGCAGAGGCGCCAUCCUAUCGUCGCUUCGUGCUGUUGAAUCCACUCGACCGUCA
Molecule: messenger RNA, 1036 nt
Organism: Aphanomyces invadans
Lineage: Eukaryota; Oomycota; Saprolegniomycetes; Saprolegniales; Verrucalvaceae
Product: UDP-3-O-[3-hydroxymyristoyl] glucosamine N-acyltransferase, variant
Exons: 7
Coding region: 20-682 (220 amino acids)
Biological process (GO): lipid A biosynthetic process
Source: RefSeq, a predicted model, not a curated record